AUGCGACAGGCACAGCUUUCUGGUGAUACUGGCAUAGCUUUGCUACUGGACCAAGAAAAUGCCUAUGAUAGAGUGCACUCUGCCUAUCUUCGCCUUGUGCUGUCACACAUGGGUGUUCUGAUGGUGUUUGUCAAUACAGUAUGUGAGUUGUUCUUCUCUACUUGCAUAUAUGUCAACAUCAAUGAUAACAUAUCUUCUCUAUUCUCACAGGGCCAAGAAUUGCGUCAAGACACUCUCCUUGGCCUCUUGACUACUUUUGGUCUGGCCUCUAAUGCCAAAAUCAAUCUGGGGAAGACAGUAGCUGUCACAUUGUCUGGACACUUUGUGCCUGACUGGGAUCCCACCCUCGAUACUGCAAAUAUUUGCUGCAGACAUGAUUGUAAUCAGGCAGAAGCAUUAGAGGCAUUCUGGAUGGGUCUGUUGAGAAAACUAGAGCAUCAAUGUCAAAUGAUGGUUGAACGUCAACUCUCUAUUUGUGGCAAAGACAUAGUGACCAACUCCCUCUUGCUCAGCUCUAUCUGGCAUUGCGUAUAUUUCACAUCUGCUCAUAUGUCUUUCUUUGUCUCUGUCCGCUCUGUCAUUCGGUCAUAUCUUGCUCUGGGCUUUGGAUCUGCCAGCUGGGAAAAACUUUCUAGCCUUGGUAUCCUGUUUCCUGGCCCUGCUGCCUCCUGCCCAUUGUCAUUGCUCUAUCUUUAUUGCACCUGCUCACAUAUUUUGCCUAUGGUCAUGCCGCACGAAAUGUCCUUCCCCUCUAGUUUUGUGCUCCACUUUCCCCUUGGUGCUAUAUUCCAUACCACCAAUACCACUGACAAGGCCCCAGUGCUGAAAGGUGUCAAGGUUUUAAAUGCUUUCAAACUAUCACAGAAUGGUGUGAUUCUCAGACGUCUAUAUCAUGACUUCCCUAAGGCUCAAAACUGGAUAUAUCACCUAUCUCAGACUAUUGAUGCUAGAUGCCUGCAGCUACAUUUAUGUCUAAGUUACUAUGGGUGCUUUUCGAAGACAUAUGGCUCUUCUGGUAAAGACCACCAAUUGGACCCCUGCCUGCUGGAAGAGUUUCUGGUGUCAAACCAUCCCAUACCACUGUCGGAACGUUUGGUGGAAAGCAUUAUGAAACUGCAUUCUGGCCCAUGCCCGCAUCCACUACAUCAUCCCUACCAAAGUGUUGUCUACUGUUUGCUAACUGUGUUCUGCCCCCGUAGAGGACCCCAUACACUUUUUCUUUUCCUGUCCGCCCAAAUCCCAUGUUUAGAAUAUCAUAACUUCAUCUUCAACGAAUCUCCGUUCUUGGCUGGUGUGGUUGCGGAAAAAGUGUCAAGUGCAAUGGCCCAUAAUUUGGCAAUGAAGACAUCACACAUUGCAUAA
Messenger RNA from Phycomyces blakesleeanus NRRL 1555(-), 1362 nucleotides. RefSeq lists its product as hypothetical. NCBI's taxonomy places the organism in Eukaryota, Fungi, Mucoromycota, Mucoromycetes, Mucorales, Phycomycetaceae. The transcript has 6 exons. The coding region runs from base 1 to 1362 and encodes 453 amino acids. The record is from RefSeq and is a predicted model, not a curated record.